GCGGAUCAGGGCCUCUCAGUACAGGAGGACUUACGGACCGGGCGGCUUCUCAUCCUCAACCCGACCCACAUGUCCUGGCUGUUCUGCGCAAGGAACGGUCCCAUGAUGCAGAUGCCGCCAUCUUGCGACCGGGCAGCCCUCAAUGAAGUCACCGCUGGGGCCGGCCAUAACACGUUAUGAAAGAGCUGGAGGGAUUGGCGGGAAGUGGAGAGACCCGGAUGUUGGCAGGCGUGGCGCCAAAAGUCCCGUCAUACACCCGUCCCACGGCUAAGUUUCAAGUGGAGAUUGAAACAAAGAGAGAAAUGGCUUUUUCUUCUGACUUGGAUGAUUGUAAACAAGUCUAUGUUGGGAAUGUUGCAUAUGAUGUGAGAGAGAAUGACAUUUUGACUGUCUUCAAAGACUAUGAGCCAGUUCAUGUGAGGAUGAUGCAUCGUGAUCAGAGAUGCUAUGCAUUUGUUCAAUUGACGUCAGAGGAGAACGCCUCGCAAGCCAUCACCAAACUGAACGGGACCUCCCUCUAUGGCCGUAAUCUGAUCGUGAAGCCAUCUUCCAGGGAUUAUAAAAGAAAGCCAGGCGCCCUGCAGUUACAGGUAAAGGCUCCUGUACCAGCCUCUGACAGCACCAUGAGGCUCCCUGCUAAAGACGUGAAAGCUGAAGAUGGAACAUUCAAUGAAAAUUUCCCGUUUUAUGUAACUGAUGAUCUGAAGACAGUCCUACAGUCCGAGUCAAAUGACCAAGAGAUCCCCAGCAGCUCGUGCGGGCAUUAUUUUGCUGGAAAGCUGGAGCAUAAACUGUACGUGGACAACCUCUCAAGAGAUGUCACUAAGAAAGAUCUGUUAUUGCUGUUUGACAGCUACAAUCCCCUGAGUGUGUGGAGACCACAGAACAGUGAGAAAUGUAUUGCUGUUGUGGAUGUGACUUCCGACGAGGACGUAAUCCAGGCACUGACUCAUCUUAAUGGGACUAUGUUUAAAGGGUCCUGUCUGACUGUAGUGUCCAUGUUUAAUGAGCUGGAUGGAGUGACGCAAAGCAAAACAGAACCUGAGCUUCCCCCGAUGCCGGCCCUGGAGCUUGUGCCGCAGCCUGACCAUGGUGAUUGUGGAGAUGGACCAGCCGAUGGCAGAGCCCACAGAAACUCCUCCAUGAUUCCUGCAGAGAUGAGUGGAGCUUUCCUCGUCAGCAUGCUGAAGGACUGCUACAGUGACUUAAGCUGGCUGGAAGAACUUGUGAAUCUGAGCGGAGAACUGGCGUUACUAGUCACCCAUGUGUAUCCGGGUAUCGCCUACUUCUGGGGUGUGAUCAUGAAUAAGGAAACGUGCGUCACUUUGAUCGAUCUCUGCAACAGCUUGGUGCAGGUAGAAACGCAGCUGCCCUACCUGAACAAGGGAGAUGUUCAGAGAGGUAUGCGGUGCUUGGCACGGGUCACCUUCGCGGGAGAGGAAAGAACAUUGUGCAGGUGCUGGGUGAAUGACGUGGUUUCCGACAAUGCAGUCGUAUUCUUCGUGGAUUACGGCCUGACGGAAGUCUUACCCGUGGAGACCCUGAAGCCUCUGAAUGAUGCCCAGUAUUGGCACACCCCUCCCAUGGCUCGGCCCUUCCUCUUACUCCAAGGGCUAGCCACCUCUGACCUAUCAGGAAACAUUGUCAAAGGCCGAAUCUGCAGCAGGUGCUCCAGACAGUGGCACAUCCGUCCGUUCCGUGCAUUCACCCAGGAAGAUUAGUAGCUAUGUUCCUGAGCAAGACUCUCAUUCUGCGGAUCUAGAACACCCCCCAUUCCCCUGGUACGGUCAUUGAUGCUUUUCUGCAAGGACAUGUUUAUGUUGCAUUGGAAUAUUGCCUUCAUAUCUGUUUGUGUUGAUAUUUUCUGCCUUUCCCAUACGGAAUCUGUAGUAUGUUAUGUAUAAAGCCUCCAUAAGGAAGGAACCAUUAUGUUUGUGUCUGAUAACAUAAUAAAAUGAUUUGGAAAUGC
Molecule: messenger RNA, 1969 nt
Organism: Pseudophryne corroboree (corroboree frog)
Lineage: Eukaryota; Metazoa; Chordata; Amphibia; Anura; Myobatrachidae
Gene: TDRD10
Product: tudor domain containing 10
Exons: 18
Coding region: 177-1721 (514 amino acids)
Cellular component (GO): nucleus; cytoplasm; ribonucleoprotein complex
Molecular function (GO): mRNA binding
Source: RefSeq, a predicted model, not a curated record